AACGACGACUCAUUUAUAUGGUGACUUCUUUAUAUACAGUACCAACAGCCACCCCUAGUACCGGUAACGAUCUAACACAUGGCGUAACAUGUAGUCUGUGGCUAACUAGCCUAAAGAUCUGGGUACAUACAUAGCAUCUCAAUUAGCGUGUUCGUCAAAUGAAGCCGGAAUGAGGCUCCUCCCGGAUCUGAGCUAGGAUGACACGGGCCUGUUCACAGACCAAGGACUCGGACCUGCUGAAGCUGUGGUUUUGGCUCGAAGACAAGACGAGCGCUAUUCCUGUGUAUUAAGACUCGGUUUGCUUUAUUUUUAUUCGGCCUCGAGAAUCCCAUUGUUCACGGUGACUGUAAACCUGCCAGACCGCAGCAACUUCGUUGAGCUGCAAAGCAGCCAUAGCCAUGUCAUUCCUCAACACCAGCGCAACCCUCACCCAGGCAACGCCCAUUCCGUUGCCGCCGAGUCGCAAAGCGGCUGCCGUCGCCCGCCUACAUGACCAUGACUUCUUUCUGAACACGGACCCGCACAUCACGGGCUACUCGCCCGUUGCCGCGGCCGAUCCGGAGCCCACGUACGAGUCCUAUAAGAUUCCUUCCAGCGUCUCUGAGAAGGCGACCGAAAAGAAGGUGAGGAUCUACGAUGUUCAGGACCACGUCCCGAACCCAGUGUAUAGUAGCAAUAUAACGAGUCGCGAGGAGCUGGUUAACUGCACUGAAGGACUCUGGGUCAGGAUCAGGAGUCCCAUGGCCGUGGUCAUGGAGACCACAUGGUUCGUGAGGGAAAAGGGCGAGGAAAUGGAGCUGGUGGAGCAGUGCUGGGUGAGCUGCAAUCGCAUGCUGAUGGGGAUUGUCAAGAGUAGUAUUGAAAAUAAUUGGAGGAAGAUUCACGAGGAAAUUGUGAAUAGGAUAGUGGAAGAUGCGAAGGCUGAUGGACAGAGCUAGAGCAAAAUAGUGUGCUGUGUUGAUUGGUGUGAACGUAGGUUUCCACAAUCACUGCAAAGGCAAUGUGCCAAAGACGAUGAACUCAUAUAUGUGUAGGCAUGAAUCGUCCUCGUUUCCAAUACUCGC
This is a messenger RNA of Truncatella angustata, 1064 nucleotides long. RefSeq lists its product as uncharacterized. The transcript has 2 exons. The coding region runs from base 399 to 938 and encodes 179 amino acids. The record is from RefSeq and is a predicted model, not a curated record. Lineage: Eukaryota; Fungi; Ascomycota; Sordariomycetes; Amphisphaeriales; Sporocadaceae.